UCUAGACGGACCGAAUGGCUGUUACGAAAACAAAUAGGCUAAACUUGUGUAGUGUUGUGAUCAAUUUUUUCUUUGUAAUAGAAGAUCUGACGUUCCCUGAUGGAGAUUAUCGGCAGCACAUUUGAUGACUCUGUGUUCUCGGAGGCCAGAGAGCGGGUGUGUCGCUCUCUGUCGUUUUAUAACGCCAAAUUCUGCGAACCGGAGUGGUUUUGUGACAGUACCGCUCUGGACACGGACGAUACUUUGGAGAAGCAGAAAGUAUUUAAGUUCAGAGGUGACCUGGCUUUUAGACAAGGAAACUAUCAGAGAGCCUUGGAUGCAUACAGCAGCUGCCUGCAGUUGAUCGCAGACAACAACCUAACCAUCAGGCGAGAUGUUCUGGAGGGAAUGGCUCGAUGCUGCACCAGGCUCGGCCGAACGGAACAGGCACUGGAGUUGGCCGAAUUACUGAGCAAAGAAGCCUCAAACACCUGUCACCUCACCAGUCUCCUGCUGCUUAAAGUCAGCAUCUACCAGAACCAUGGCUCUGUGGGGCCUCAAAUGUCCUGUCUGCAACAGCUUUGCAGCCUGCUGCCCUUUAACCCCUGGCACUGGCUUAGCCUGGGACAGACGUGUUUACAACUGCUGGAUAGAAAUCCCAAAAAAGAGCACACAUCAGAGGCUGUGAAUGGUGAUUCUGAGAAGGACCAGGAGGGGGCAGCAGAACUCUCUGAGGAUAGAGUCUGGCUCAGAGCUUGCAUCUGUUUCAUCAGAACACGACUCCUGUUGCGAAUCCUCCGCCAGCAGCAGUCCUCCUUUGUGUUGCAGCGCAGUGAGAAGGCUCUACAGAUUACAGCAGAGGAACUGCAGCGACUAAAUCCUAAAGAAGCGACACUGCAGACUGUCACUGAGGUGAUGUCAGAGGAUCUGAUCCCAGAGAAAAUGAGAGAGGACUACCAGGAUGGAGAGAGCCUGACCUCUGCAUGUUUGCAGAGCUUCAGCGAGCGCUGGUGGAACAGGGCUGUACUGACAGGAGUGUUAGACACUGAUGGGCCGCAGCUUAAACCUUAAUGUUCAGAGAAUAAAUGUUUGCAUCAAUGCUGACAAACGGCAGAGGGUUUAAGAUCAUGCUAAAAAAAAUUUAAACUAAUAUUUAUUUCUUUUCCUAAGAAAAA
This is a messenger RNA of Cyprinodon tularosa, 1154 nucleotides long. RefSeq lists its product as uncharacterized. Lineage: Eukaryota; Metazoa; Chordata; Actinopteri; Cyprinodontiformes; Cyprinodontidae. The transcript has 8 exons. The record is from RefSeq and is a predicted model, not a curated record. Bases 100 to 1050 code for a protein of 316 amino acids. Gene Ontology annotation, molecular function: protein binding.